UAACGUGGCCAAUUAAUAUGAGAAUCAAACAGCCAAUUAGCAGUUAACCGUAAAUAAUUUCCACUUUUUCCAUUGAAACCUCUCUUCUCCAUUCUCCCUCUGGGAUCUAUCGAUCGCCUUGAUCAACCUCAAUUUGGGUCUCCCACUGCAGUUAAUUUAUCUGAAAUUUCUGUGAGUUAUAAUUAAAGGCCACAACUGGGAAAGGAGUCGAUAUUUGGAUGACAAAAAGGAUUUUCUAUUCGGCAAUAUGCGAGGAUAGAAGUCUCUUUUGCAGUCUAUGAGAGCUAUCAUUAAGGACACUGGCCUACAUAGGUGAAGUUAGGAUGAUUAUUUAUCUUCAUCUUUGUGCUUCUGCUACAUAAAGUGAUCUCUCUAUCCCGGCCUGUUUGCUCAAUCUGAAGAUGAAUGAUGGGCCCAAUAUUUUUCUAUGCAAUUUGGUUUGCCAUCAUGAAGAUCUUCAUGAGUAGUGAAUUCGGCAAUAAUUGGUUGACGUGUUUGUUCUCCGAAUCAGAAAGAAGAGCUUGCCAAGUCUCCGCAUGCCAUAUUUAUUUGGCAUCACCCAACAAAAUUGUAAACCACCAAGAUAGGCCAAAGGAGUAUGUCACACGGUAAUUAUAUAUUUGAUUUGGAAGCAGAUCAGCAAGGUCAAGAGUUCUUUCAUUCUGAGCCUUGCAUAUUUUAUGGGAGCUUAGCGGCUUUACCACAGCCUAAUGUUCACACAGUAAUUCCAGCUCCUGGAAAUGCUGGCAAUAUCUAUUUGCACCAUCUAGCAGACCAUCAGCAUGGGGUGACACGGUACAAUGCGGUUCAACAUCAGCAUCCAACCACCAAUCUUGACCUUGCCGUUUCUGCUUCAUCAAAUCACUACAAUCCCUACAUGGCUGUUCCAUCCGCUUCUAGAGACUUCCCCAUUCCAAUAAAUCAUGGGCCACAUGAUCAGCUUCAAUCAAGCUCUCACAACAUCCUUGGAAUGAAUUCAGACAGCUAUGGAAGGAACAAUCAUUACAUGGACGAUAUCAGAAGCUCAUUUAAGAGAAAGAAUGCUGAAGGAAUCCCUGCAAAUCUUCAAUAUCAUCAUGCUUUGGCAGGCUCCAGUUCUUCUGUUGCUCCAGUGAUUACAAGGGCACACGAAUCUGAUGUCUUAAUGGAUGCUGCAUCAUUUACACCACCAAAUUAUGCAGGCAAUUCAUCAUCAUUCAUUGAAGAUGGAGCACCGAGAAGUAUGAGUAACAGAUCUGGUGCUAGUGGUCCAGAUAACGUGGCAGCACGUAACCAUAAUCAUCUAUUUCAAGGAAGCUAUGCAGGUCAAGCCCAUCAGUUGCCUGGCAAUCCUUGGUUGGACCGGCAGUUCAACAGCAAUGGUAGUGAGACUCAAACUUGGGCCUGGAAUCAUGCUGCUCCUUUACCCUAUGUACCUGAUGCUGGAAACAUGGGCGUGCAAGGUUAUCAAAUAACAUCCAGCAAUGGAGGUUUGAAUAGUUUUCAACAUCCACCCAUUCCUCAAGGGCACCCAAGCCUUCAUCAUCUGCCACCUAAUUUUCAAGGAAUGAGAGGACAGGCUAUCACCUUCCCUCCACAAAUGACAGCAUCCUCACGCAGACACCUACUACCAAAUAAUUCCUCCAACAUCACCACCAACCUAUUGCAAGGCGCUGUAGAGGCAGGACCAAGAUAUAUGCCCUCGCUACCAACUGCCUUUGGGUUGUACAGACCUCAUCGAAGGGCUGUCGUGCUUGAACGGAAUACUAGACAUCGGAACCUUCCUAACAUGAGAGUUCUGCCAGAAGAUGGAGUGGCAAUGCUGGAUAUUCCAGUCUACCAUGAAGUUAAUAACCCCCCCAUUGAUCAGCACAGAGAUAUGCGUUUGGACAUAGAUCACAUGUCCUAUGAGGAGCUUCUUGCACUGGGGGAGCAGAUUGGCAAUGUAACAACUGGAUUGUCAGAUGAAAUAAUCAUUAGCCAUUUGAAAACCAGAACAUUUUCGUCCCCUGGGAUUCCCUGCCUCCUGGAAAGCGCUGCAUGUUUGGAUCACGAAACUGAUUUCUGUGUCAUAUGCCAGGCUGAUUACGACGACCAAGAAACGAUAGGAACUCUUGACUGCGGGCAUGAAUAUCAUGCGGAGUGCGUAAAGAAGUGGUUGGUUGUGAAGAACACUUGUCCCAUCUGCAAAUCCACAGGAUUGUCAAUAGCAGGAAAGAAUUUGUGAAUACUGGGAGUUGGUUGGUGGAUGAAUAAUUUGAAAGAGUGGGACAUUUUGCUUUUGCUAAAUAUUUAUUCUCUAACAAGAGGAAACGUUCCCGAACAUGUAUUAUAUAUAUAUAUUUGUAUAUACUUGGCUAGAUUUGAGUAGAUGUCCAAAGAAUGUACAUGGUGACCUUAAUUUUGUCACCUGAAUUUGUACAAACCUCCUAAUUUUGAACCGUGCAUAAUUGUGAAUUUGUACAGACAUGUAACAUUUAUUUGGUUCGAUCACGCAUGAUUAUUAUAUCCAUUAUGGAUUAAUGUGAUGUGUUGUGUAUGA
Nicotiana attenuata is the source of this 2521-nucleotide messenger RNA. RefSeq names its product probable E3 ubiquitin-protein ligase HIP1. Lineage: Eukaryota; Viridiplantae; Streptophyta; Magnoliopsida; Solanales; Solanaceae. The coding region runs from base 599 to 2206 and encodes 535 amino acids. The transcript is spliced from 9 exons. Gene Ontology annotation, molecular function: ubiquitin protein ligase activity. The record is from RefSeq and is a predicted model, not a curated record.